CUAGUUUGUCCAGUCACAGAGCAGCAAAAGCAAAAAAAAAAAUCGCUUUAUUCCGUGUGUAUUUUUCGCGAUCUAGUCGACCGGAGCGCGGAGGAUGACGGAGCUGUUUGGGAUUCUGGGUCUGGCUCUCGACGCUGUGUUCAUCGCUGCAUCAGUGUUGCUUCAGUGACGCGAGGAUCUGCUGCGAAAGUUUAGUAUUGAUCCUGAGCUUGAACGGCGUAGAUCGUGUGCAAACUUUGACGUAGUUCCACAGAGAGUGUUGCAGCAUAGAUUGUGUGAUGUGCAGUUUGGGAGCCCAGUGUUGAUUGGAAAAACGGAGCUCUAAAGUGCAGAUAAGCUAGUAAGCGCGAGUAACAAAACGAAAACAUUGAAUACUAUUAGUGACAAGUGUUUGCUACCGUUCAUGCGGUGGAGUGCGAUUCCGUUAAUUUUAAUUUUUGUUUUUUGUUACUGCUGCUAAAUUAGUAUUUAGAGCUGGCACAGGGUGGUCACAUUAUGCGAUAAGAGGGAAGUGCAGAAGAAACACGGUUCCGAAUAUUCGUUCGCUUGGGCGACGUUCAUCGUAUGCUGAAGGCCAGAUUCGAAUGUGAAUUCGAUUCGAUCCAUACACUUUUAACCACUUUUUUAUUGGUGUUUGUCAUCCGUUCCACGGCUGCGCUGCGUUAAGUGUGUUUUGAUAGCAAAAGAUAAGCGAAGCAAAAAUAUAAGUGAUAAUAAAUCAACGCUGCUAAAAUCAUCGGAGGAACAGUCAUCAUCGAUUUCGGUCAUCGGUUAUCAUGUCGACGCUUCUGAACCUGGACAGUUAUCGUCAUGAAUUGUUCGAGCAACAACAGCAGCAGCAGCUGUCGUCUUCGCCGACCUAUUCGGUGCUCUCGAUGGAAUCUUCGACGUCGUCGCCGAGUACCAGUGAGAACAACAACCAGAACUAUUCGAGCAAUUCUCCGUCCAGCACCAGUAAUAUGUCCCCGCAGUCAACACUCAGCGAAACGAGUUCUUUCAAUAUGCAAAAUCUUAACAUAUCCACCGGUUACCACUACUACAGUCCCCAAACGGUGGGGGACGAUGGCAGACUGCAAACAUUCAACUACCCUGCUCAAGGAAACGUGACUGAACAACCACGCAUUGAACUGACCGUGCCUCACUUGGUGAUUUUGGAGCAACCAGUGGACAAGUUUCGCUUUCGGUAUCAGUCCGAAAUGCACGGCACGCACGGUUCGUUGAUGGGUGUCCACACGGAAAAGAGCAAAAAGACGUUCCCAUCGGUGGAAAUACGAGGAUUUCAAGGGGAAGCAAAAGUGCGAUGCUCGCUGUACCAGGUGGAUCCGUCCAAAAGGGCAGCUCACUCGCACCACCUGGUGAUCAAAAGCGGUGAGAUCGAUCUGAACGAUCCGCACGAUAUUGACGUGAACGUUGAAACCGGUUACGUUGCCACCUUUCAGGGCAUGGGAAUAAUUCACACGGCGAAAAAGAACAUCGCCGAAGAGCUGUGCAGAAAAAUCAAAAAGCAGCGAAUGGUUGAAAUGAACCGAGAACUUUCGCUCCGCGAAGAACAUCAGCUGCAGAAAGAGGCGGCGGAAAUGGCAAAAACGAUGAACCUGAAUCAGGUUUGUCUCUGCUUCCAGGCAUUCCAAGUGGAUCCGGUGUCGGGACGGUGGACCCAGCUGUGCGAGCCGGUGUAUUCCAAUCCCAUUAAUAACAUGAAAAGUGCACUUACGGGGGAACUCAAAAUCUGUCGACUCAGUUCUACCGUUGGCAGCGUCGAUGGGGGAGAAGAAAUCUUCAUGUUUGUUGAAAAAGUUUGUAAAAAUAACAUCAAAAUCCGCUUCUACGAGCUGGACGAAUUCGACCGGGAGAUCUGGCACGGGUGGGGUUCCUUCUCGGAGGCGGACGUACACCAUCAGUAUGCGAUCGCCUUCAAAACGCCCGCCUACCACAACAAGGACAUCACCGAACCGGUGGAGGUGUGCAUGCAGCUGUUCCGACCCCGCGACAAGUGCCAAAGCGAACCGGUUCCGUUUAAGUUCAAACCCCGUCCCGGAAUGGUAACGCUGGUGAAUCAAUCGCGCAAACGGCAACGGGUACACUCGGGCAACGUUUCCUGCGAAAUACCGACCGUCGUUCCCAACGAAAUGGUACCCGGUCCGAGUCGGCUGCCACCGCUUCAUCAGCCAUUCCCGAUGGUGCAGACGCAGGGCCACAUGCCGGAGCCGGGGACCAUCAGUAAGGAGUUCAACAAGUCCGGCAUUAUUCAGGAAAUUCUGGAGAGCCACAUUCCCACCACGAUCGCCGGUGACAUUUCGUUCAGUUCGAAUGAUUUCAAAGAUUUCGUACAUUGUAACUCGGAAGAGUUGCAUAAGCUCAUCAACGAGAUCGGGGAAGCGCAGGAACUGGCAAAGCUAGAAACGGAUGCCGUUUCGGCUGCCCAGGUCGAUGGGGAGGCCGCCCGUUUCGAGCGGGCUCUGGAGGCAUAUUUAAGCGAGAACCAGCAGGCAAAAGAUGUAGAUAUUCUGAAAAAGAUUCUAGCCAUUAUAAGGCUGUUUCGAAGUGACUACGACAGAUGUCGAGAGCUAAUAUCGGCUCUGUGGAUGUCAUCCAAUAAGCAGAAAGUCAACUGUCUCCACAAGGCAAUCGAACGACGAAACGUCACCAUCGUGUGCAAACUGAUCGAUUUACUGCUGAACUACCGGCUGCACGAACUACUGAACCUGAUAAACGAUCGCAACGAGAGUGCUCUACAUCUGGCUGUUUCCGCUAACCUGGUGGAAGUGGUUGAGGCACUGCUGCUCGCCGGGACUAAUAUCAAUGGCUGUGACUAUCGUGGGAAUUCCGUGUUGCACCGGGCCGUCGUUGACGGAGCCAUCGAAAGCUUAGGCACACUGAUGGACCACUGCAAACGAAUUGGAGCACGGGUGGAUGUAACCAACGACGACGGUGUUACCGCGUUACAUUUGGCGGUCAUUUGUAAGAAUCUGAAGAUUACGCGACUGCUGUUGGAUAGUGGUUGUUCGCACAAGGUACGGGAUCUGAAACACGGCAACAACAUUCUUCACAUCUCGGUGGAAAGCGAUUCGCUUGAUAUGGUUAACUACAUUCUGGAAAACGUAGACAAGAGCCUCUCCGACGAGCCAAACAACGCCGGCUACACUCCGCUUCAGUUGGCAGGUGCCCGGCACUUGACGAACUCGAAUAACAAACUUAUUAUAAAAGAGCUGCUCCGAUUCAAUCCGAGAGGUAUGUUGGAGAAAGAAUCCUCCACCGAUGAAGAUGAUGAAGACUCCGAACUGCAGGAGGGCCAGCUCACUCCCGGUAGUAGUCCUGCGUCAACCGAAGGUAUGCUUCUAUCGAUGAAUUUAACUUGUGAUCGGGGUGAAGUUGUAAGGAUACUGGAGGAACAUACCGUUCAAGGUGAAGAGACAACCGAGUUAACGCCACUUAAGAAUGUGCCCUACAAUUUGACGGUGGAGGAAACCGUAGAAGAUCACAUGUUUGAUGAAGAGUGUUUUUCGCAGCUCUGCGAGCUGUUAAACCACGAUCAUACGUGGAAGGAACUCGGCUCACUGCUUGAAUUCAACGCUUUUUUCGCCAUCUGGGAACAGUCAGCGAAUCCCACCGGCAUGCUGCUUAAUUGCUUUGAGAUGCAAAAAAUGAAACUGGACCACUUGAUAGAGAUGCUACAGGCGCUGGAUCAGAAGGAUGCCGUUCAUUUAAUCGACGAAAUGGUGUGCCGGAAAUUGAAUUGAUCGUACUCCGGCCCGAAAGAUCAACCUACAGAAUAUCAAAGCUCUGCUCAAGCAUUUGUUGAGCUACAGCUGUCUACCAUCAUAUCAAUGCUAGUGAUUUUUUUUAUCAUACAAUGUGCAUCUUACUUGAUAAUUUAAGUAUAUUAAACCAUGGUUAUA
Molecule: messenger RNA, 3899 nt
Organism: Sabethes cyaneus
Lineage: Eukaryota; Metazoa; Arthropoda; Insecta; Diptera; Culicidae
Gene: Rel
Product: nuclear factor NF-kappa-B p110 subunit
Exons: 9
Coding region: 777-3740 (987 amino acids)
Biological process (GO): regulation of DNA-templated transcription; response to cytokine; cellular response to stress
Cellular component (GO): cytoplasm
Molecular function (GO): protein binding; DNA binding; DNA-binding transcription factor activity
Source: RefSeq, a predicted model, not a curated record